UAUGUAGUAGGUACCUAACAUAGAUUUACGAGUUAUAAUUCUAUGGUACCUAAUAUGUACUUAGAGUAGGACGGAGUUAUUGACGGAAUUGUAGAUAUUUUAUCUACUUAUUUCGUAUUGAACCUAUUCCUAUUAUCACUAAUUUAUAUGACCUCUACUUUAACUGUCAUAUUAUGUACUACGUCAAAGCUGAAAUAGGUAUUUUGAUAUCUUGUUUAUUUAAUUUUUAGAUGGUUUUAUAGUGUUUUGAUGAUUGUAUUUAUUUAAAUAUCAAUAAUGUCUAUACAAUAUGUAAGAAUCUACUACGGCCCACAUGAUUCAUUCUACACGGUUUGUCACAAACCUCAGAAACUACGAGGCAUUAGAGAGCACCUUCAAAAGUUGGGGUUCCGUGUCGACCUGGUUCCAGUGGAUUUCGUUAACUUGUGCGUGAUAGAGAUGUGUGGACACGAGGUAUUCAGAUGCAACAUACGGAACCUUUCCUUCAACACGUCAUCAGAACGUGAUGCGGUUGCUCGUCGGGCUAUCAACGCGGUCGUGGACUCCAACCUCAAGUUGUUGAGAAACAAGAACUAUCUAUGGUGCUGGGCGCUCAUCGACCAACAGAUAUUCAGGAGAAGUGAAUACGCUCCCAAAGACUACUGGCCGUUAGACGUGGACAACUUCGACUCCCUCGAAUGUACUGAGUGUUGUAAAAAUAUUAAAAAGACCAAGGCGUUUGACUGUGAGUGCGAAUAAUGCUCCAAACAACGAUUUGGUCAUCAUCAUC
Molecule: messenger RNA, 769 nt
Organism: Bicyclus anynana (squinting bush brown)
Lineage: Eukaryota; Metazoa; Arthropoda; Insecta; Lepidoptera; Nymphalidae
Exons: 3
Coding region: 277-738 (153 amino acids)
Source: RefSeq, a predicted model, not a curated record